Molecule: messenger RNA, 1275 nt
Organism: Paralichthys olivaceus (Japanese flounder)
Lineage: Eukaryota; Metazoa; Chordata; Actinopteri; Pleuronectiformes; Paralichthyidae
Source: RefSeq, a predicted model, not a curated record
AUUUGACUGAAGUUCAUGUAGCAGCUCUUCAUUGAAAACAGGGAUAAUAAUAAUUUAAUUAUUUGAUUUGUUGUUUGUUUACAGCUGACGCUCUACGCCCAGAAGUUUGAUGAGUUCCAGACGACUUUGGCCAAAAGCAACGAAAUCUACGUGCGCUUUAAAAAGGAGAUGGAGAACAUGUCAGACAAGAUGAAGAUCAUGGAGAAAGAGUCCAACGUGUGGAAGACGAGGUUUGAGAACUGCAACAAGGCUCUGACGGACAUGAUGGAAGAGAGGACAGAGAAAGCCAAAGAGUACGAGCAGUUCGUCGUGACGAUCCACAAACUGGAGAGACUGUGUCGUGCUCUGCAGGAGGAGAGGAAAGUGCUCUAUGAAAAAAUCAAAGACAUCCGUCAGUCUAACUCGGAGCUGCCGCUGAAGCUGUUCAGCAGCUCUAACCCCCCGGAGGCCGCGGACAAACCCGUCCUCCUGACUCCUGUGGAGCUGCAGGAGGACGACCCGGUGCUCACAGAGGACAUGGCUCGUCUCAGACAGGAGCAGGCCAAGCUGCAGGAGUUCGCCAACUCCCUGUUCGCCGCACCUGCCGACGUCGACGAGGAACCAGGAGAUAUUGACCUCAAUGACGACGCGUUGGCUUCUGCGUUUAUUCAUUUCAAAACCAAAACUCAGGUUCAACAGGAGCCGGUUUCAGGCGCCGAGCAGGAGGUGGAUGUGAAAUCAGAGGCGGCAGAUGCUGAUGUUGGAGUGGAGGUGGUUCAAAAACCAGAUGUGUCCGCACCUGGAGAAGUCGAGGUCAAACCAGAGGAGGAGAAGCUUUCUGCACAGGAACCAGCAGCAGCAGAUGAGAAGGUUGAGAAUCCUCCUGCGACAGAACCAGAGGCUGAAAUGUUGAAGACGCCUGCUGAGGUCAAAGCUGAUGAACCUGUGCAGGCGACAGAAGAAGCAACAACCUCAGAGUCUCCGUCUGGAAACACGACCGCCGCCUCCAACAAAGACUCCUCCAAGAAACAGGCCCCGAAGAAGAAGAAGAAGAAGAACGGCAAGAACUCCAGCUAAAGUUUCAACCAUCAGAGUGUGUGUGAGCGUGUGUGUGUGUGUGUGUGUGUGUGAGAACCUUUUGUUAAAGGUGAAAACGUUCAGUUUGUCCAAACUGCUGCAGCUGAAGAGUUUCACCAGAUCAGGACGGACAAAUAAAACUGACUGUGUUUUACAGUUUAAAUAAAGAUUUGGAUUCAAGCUGUCGAGCGUAAACACCAGCGAUGAAUCAAAAGUUUG